This is a messenger RNA of Funneliformis caledonium, 1254 nucleotides long. NCBI's taxonomy places the organism in Eukaryota, Fungi, Glomeromycota, Glomeromycetes, Glomerales, Glomeraceae. The record is from the annotation of a GenBank genome assembly.
AUGGACGUUCUUUCAAUGUGUUCGUCGUCUCCAAACCAAUCUAUCCCGAGGAAAACUUCGGUAUUUGCUCCUUCAACAUCUCAUGCUCAAAGUUUGCCUUCUCCACCGUUGGUUGAAAUGGCGAAUGAGAAAAAGGGACACCCACUCCCUUCCUUAACUUCUAUUUUACGGUCUCCUGUACCUUCCCUGCAUGAGAUUAGUUCUAAUCCGCCAGCAAUAAUGCCAAAACCGCUUCAUAAUACAUCGUCUGCUUCUAUUGUCAACCUUCAAAAUUCUUCAUAUCAACAACGAUCGUCUACUCCGCCAAGCCCUCCUUCGCAAUUAAAUUAUCAAAAACCACCCCUGGCGCGUAGGUCGAGUUUCAGUUCUUCCCCUUCAUAUUCAUUACCGCCACCACGUUGUGACACUACUAGCUCAAUGUGGUCAAGACAACAACAACCACAACAACCACCUCCUCCUCCUUCUUCAUCAUACUAUCAACAUCAACAUUCUCCACCGACACAGUAUCAAUACGCUUCACAAUCACAACAGCAACGAUUCACUAGUAAUUAUUCUCAUUCGUCCGUUACCACUUCCUCAACUUCAGAUUAUCCCCCUCCAUAUGCUACUUCUACUUCAUAUACAUCUACGGGGAAUAAUAUCCCCAGAGAUGAAGAUUCACCUUAUAUCCAACAAACCACAGAACAAUCCCUUGUUAAAAUAGGGAAGGUUAUAGACAAUUGUAACCAAAUCGCUCAAUUUGCUUCGCAAUAUCGUGACAUGAAAAUUAAUCAUAAUCCUUGGAAUGGUAUCGUUCUUCAACUGAACGAGUCCCAUCUGACAGAUAUGAUAAAUAAGGCUUAUGAUGUAUUAAAUGUCUUGUCUGGUCUAAAGAGUGAAGUAUCUGCAAGAUUUCAUGCCGAGACAAGUCAAGAUGAAAUUGAUUUGAUUCGUAAGCAGAGAACGAGUAUUUCCACAUCUACACGGACAAAAUACAGGAAACGAAGUAAGCGUGCAGCGCCUCCUGGAAGAUGUCAUUCCUGUAAUAUAUCUGAAACUCCUGAGUGGCGUCGUGGUCCCGAUGGUGCAAGAACGCUAUGUAACGCUUGUGGUCUUCCGAAUUCUUCAAACAUGAGCAUGAGCUCAUCGUCAUCUUCACUUGAUAAUAAUAUCAAUGGCUCGAUAAUGUCAACUCCUGGUGUUUCGGACAUAGAAAGAGAUUCUCCUCACGCUAAGCGAGCAAGAAUUGAUAUGAUUGACAUGUUUGAAGAUUGA